AGAAAAAGUGCACGGGCGCCUGAGGUGGGAGGAUGUGAUGACGCUGUGCCCCCACACAGCGGGAACUUGGGCCUUUAAAAAGCUGAGGAAACAGCCUCUGAGCAAGCAGUGGCUACACUGGAGGAAAGCACACCCAGGUCUCACAUUAAAGAAGCCAAACUGUCUGCUUCAAAGAGAAAAGGCAACAUCCUGUCACAGGCCAUGCUCUGGCAAAAACCUACAGCUCCAGAGCAAGCCCCGGCCCAACCCCGGCCGUACCAGGGUGUCCGUGUGAAGGAGCCAGUGAAGGAGCUGCUGAGGAGGAAACGUGGUCAUGCCAGCAGUGGGACGGCGGUUGCACCUACUGCGGUGGUGCUGCCCCACCAGCCUCUGGCGACCUACACCACAGUGGGUCCUUCCUGCCUUGACAUGGAGGUCUCUGCUUCCACAGUGACAGAGGAGGGGGCCCUGUGUACCGGUUGGCUCUCCCAGCCUGCCCCGGCCACCCUCCAGCCCCUAGCCCCAUGGACGCCCUACACUGAGUAUGUGUCCCAUGAAGCUGUCAGCUGCCCCUACUCAGCUGACAUGUAUGUGCAGCCCGUGUGCCCAAGCUACACGGUUGUGGGACCCUCCUCCGUGCUGACCUAUGCCUCCCAGCCGCUCAUCACUAAUGUCACGACGAGAAGUGCUGGCACGCCCACAGUGGGACCCCAACUGGAGGGCCCAGAGCACCAGGCACCCCUCACCUAUUUCCCGUGGCCUCAGCCCCUGUCCACAUUGCCCACCUCCACUCUGCAGUACCAGCCUCCGGCCCCAGCCCUGCCUGGACCCCAGUUUGUCCAGCUGCCCAUCUCUAUCCCUGAGCCAGUCCUUCCGGACAUGGAAGACCCCAGGAGAGCCAUCAGUUCCCUGACCAUCGACAAGCUGCUUUUGGAGGAGGAGGAUAGCGAUGCCUACGCGCUCAACCACACGCUUUCUGUGGAAGGCUUUUAGGGCUGGCUCCCACCACAGAAUCCUCUUCCCUGAAACUGGGGUUUAAAAAUGAGCCUGGAUUGAGCCUCUGGUUCAUGUUUGUUUGGAGUAGCCAUUUCAUAACUACACUUUCUAUGCAAAACUAGAAUUGUAGACUUUCCUUCCUUCCUUCCUCCUUUGACCCCUCCCUCCCUCCCGCUCCCUCCUUUCUUUCCUCCCUUCCUUCCUCUUCCUUUCUCGUUUCUUGUUUAAUUUCUGUUCUUUUGGGGAGGGAAUUAUAGGGAUAUUAGAAAUAAUAUUGAUGCCAAGUGGUGACAAAUCUGUGGCCCAGGUGCUUUCAUUUCUGCCACGUUUCGUUCCUGGAGAAGGUCCCUUCUCUCCAGAGCCCACUGCUUCGUGGGAGCCAGUGGUCCUGCUGAGCCAUCUUCAGGCCAGUGAUGCCCUGCCCUCUGUCAUUUAGAGAUGUGUAGGGUGCCCUGCGGGAAGACUGGCCCUGCCAGCACCUCCAAGGGCAGAGUUAGUGCCAGAGUCCUUGAGCUGUCAGUUCUCACAGUUGCUCCUUUGUUUGCUGUUCUCAGAGCCAGCCAGAUUUACAGUCUAGGCAGCUGAGUCUCAAGGCCUGGGGCUCAGCAAGGUGGUGGGUGGGGGAG
Molecule: messenger RNA, 1601 nt
Organism: Equus quagga
Lineage: Eukaryota; Metazoa; Chordata; Mammalia; Perissodactyla; Equidae
Gene: POU2AF1
Product: POU class 2 homeobox associating factor 1
Exons: 5
Coding region: 202-972 (256 amino acids)
Biological process (GO): positive regulation of transcription by RNA polymerase II
Cellular component (GO): RNA polymerase II transcription regulator complex
Molecular function (GO): POU domain binding; transcription coactivator activity; DNA binding
Source: RefSeq, a predicted model, not a curated record